This is a messenger RNA of Phlebotomus papatasi, 1266 nucleotides long. It is a transcript of the gene san, whose product is annotated as probable N-acetyltransferase san. The transcript has 3 exons. The coding region runs from base 140 to 703 and encodes 187 amino acids. Gene Ontology annotation, cellular component: NatA complex. The record is from RefSeq and is a predicted model, not a curated record. Gene Ontology annotation, biological process: mitotic sister chromatid cohesion. NCBI's taxonomy places the organism in Eukaryota, Metazoa, Arthropoda, Insecta, Diptera, Psychodidae. Gene Ontology annotation, molecular function: acyltransferase activity, transferring groups other than amino-acyl groups.
UAGUAGGCCAGUGUAGCCCUGGGUGCUUGUUUGCAGGAAAAUCACAUUUGGCAUGCCCUGUGGCCUGUGAUAAGGAAAUUAGUGUGAAUUUCACUGGAAGGAGUGUAAAUAUUUAUUGUUAAUUCAUCGUAUUCUAAUAAUGACGAGAACAAGUAUAGAUCUUGGCGAUGUUACACCACACAAUGUUAAGCAGCUCAAGCGACUGCAUUCGGUUGUUUUUCCCGUGGCAUACAAUGAUAAGUUUUACGUGGAUAUCCUGGAGGCAGGAGAGCUGGCCAAAUUGGCAUACUACAAUGAUAUUGUGGUGGGAGCGGUGUGCUGUCGUGUGGACACAUCGGAGAAUAUGCGCCGACUGUACAUUAUGACACUGGGAUGCCUCUAUCCGUACAGGAGACUAGGCAUCGGUACAGUUAUGGUCAAUCAUAUUCUCAAGUAUGUGGAGAAUGAUGGCAAUUUCGACAGUAUAUUUCUGCAUGUUCAGGUGAACAACGAGGGUGCCAUACAGUUCUACAAGAAAUUUGGCUUCGAAAUUGUGGAAACGAAAGAUUUCUACUAUAAACGCAUCGAACCGCCAAAUGCUCAUGUACUGCAGAAGAAUCUUAAGAAGAAAUGCCCCAAUGACACUAACUCCAGGGUGUCCAAUAGCAAUGCCCAUGUGAAUGGUAUCGACAAGAAUCAGCACAGUGGCAAGACGAAAGCGUAAAGAAAAAAUCUCAGCCCAAUUUUUUUUUGUAGCAGAGUUGGGAGCCGGAUGUCGCAAAGGUAAAAUUCAUUUUCUUCUAUCUCCUCUCCACAUUUCUCUCUCUUCCCUUUUAUUCCACUUUUUCACAAACAUCUCCUCGACACAUGAGACGUUUCUUUCUCCCAGCAUCCAACGCCUGGAUUUAGGUUUAUUUUACAUUUUUUUCUUUUUGAAAAUAAAUUUUUUGUAAAUGUCUGGAUUGCCAAUCGAUGGUUAAUCUUUUCCUCAACCACUACCCCUUCCUCUCCCCCCAAAAAAAAGAAAGAAGACAAAAGAAAUCUCUUGUCUCUCUUGAAGAGAAAGACAUGGGCAAAAAAACACCAAAAUUUAGGAAGUAAUCUUACAAUUUUUGUUUUGAAUUAAGAUUGGAUAUUAAUUAAAGAAAGAAAAAAAAUUGAAAUGGAUAUCAAGUGAGAAAAAAAAAUUAGGUGAGGUGUUUCUAGGAAUUUUGAUGGAUAAAGAAAUAACAACGUAUUAACCAAUAUAAUAUUCUUUAUUAUAAUAUUAAAAUACCAUCGGAAAAA